AUUAUGUUUUCUCUUUGGCGCAGUUGUUUAUUUCCUACGACUUUGCGCACACCGAGGAGAGGCCUUAGGCUAGGGCUAAAGCACGUUUUUUCCUAUUAAAAUCGUGCGUAUAGGUCAAACUUAGCCAUGCAGAAUACAGUAAAAGCAUUUGAAACCUCUUUAGAUUUGAUCAUGUCCCGUGUUCAAGAUCUGAAGCAUUCCAUUGGGUCAUUCAUCCUUAAGCUGGAACAUGAACACCAAAUGCUUAAUUGGCCUUCUGUACUUGACAGUUUUGCAUUGUUAUCAAGUCAGAUAAAUAUGUUGAAUAAAGUUCUCAAAGGUGACAAGACUCCAUCCCUUAGAAACAUGGUUCUAUUGCCUCUUGAACUAUCUCUUGACCGAGAUGAAGAUCUUGAGAAAUUGACAGAAGGGAGAGUACCAGUUUUUAAUCAUGAUGUGGUGCCAAAUUAUUUGAGAACAAAACCUGAACCAGAAAUAGAAUCAAAGAAUCAACAACGCAAAAAUAUUGCAGCUCAAAUUACCCCGGAACUUGCACAGAAACAAAUUAAUAGUCUGAAUAAAAUCACUGGGCGUUUGCUAGAUCACCUGAACACUGCAAAAGAAGACUGGGAAACUGACUCUUCUAGUUCUAGACUAAAUAUGACAACAGACAAUAGAGCUGAUACUCAAAGUUUAGUUGGAACCAUAGCACUUGGUAAGGGGAUCAAGCAAGUCCGACAACAGACACAGCCCACACCCAGCCAAGCAGUCAUGCAGCAACCAAGACACGUGGAUCAACAUAUACACAAGCCCCAGAGCACUGUAAGAACACACAUUCGACCUGGAAGUUCUGUUCACCCUUACAACAGAACAUGAAAUAUUUGGUGAUUGCAUCAAUAUGGCAUAACUGAAGGCAUUUGGAGAAAUGUGUUGCAUGUGGGUGUCACUUAGAGGACCUUAACAUGGAAAUGUACAAACGUCAAAGGCCCUAUACAAAAAUCUUGCAUUGUGAUCAUGGCAUUUGUCAUAAUAUUGACAAUGCUUGUAGCAUUAUACAGUAUGUUGCCAUGGGAAGGGGAUUUGUGGUAAUGCAUGAAGAUGUGUUGGACAGGAUUUUAAGUUAGGGCAUCUGUAUAAUUAUACAGUAGCAAACCCAGGUUUGAAUCCAGGUUGGGGGAAAUUAUUUCACACAAAUUCUUUUUAUUUUUAAUAUCUAUGAUUUAUAAAACAAUAUCAUACAAGAUGGUUUAGAGUGUAUCGCUUUAUGUGUACAGUUUUAAUAAAUCAAGUGAUUCUUCAAA
Anneissia japonica is the source of this 1280-nucleotide messenger RNA. Its product is annotated as mediator of RNA polymerase II transcription subunit 8-like. Gene Ontology annotation, cellular component: mediator complex; core mediator complex. Lineage: Eukaryota; Metazoa; Echinodermata; Crinoidea; Comatulida; Comatulidae. The transcript has 8 exons. Gene Ontology annotation, molecular function: transcription coregulator activity; RNA polymerase II cis-regulatory region sequence-specific DNA binding. Gene Ontology annotation, biological process: regulation of transcription by RNA polymerase II. Bases 127 to 855 code for a protein of 242 amino acids. The record is from RefSeq and is a predicted model, not a curated record.